AUGGCUCCUCCUCGAGCUCCACCACUUGAUCCCGCUUUGGAUCAAACUUCACCUUAUUUUGUUCACCCCAGCGAUGGCCUCGGUUUUGUUACAGUUCUUCCGAAACUCACUGGUUCCAACUAUCAUUCAUGGGCUCGAAGCAUGAAGAGGGCUCUUGGUGGCAAAAUGAAGAUUGAGUUCAUUGAAGGAUCUUUUCCUGUUCCUGCUGAUUCUUUCGAUCCAUCUCUGUGUGCUUGGAAUCGCUACAACAUGCUAGUACAUUCUUGGAUCAUGAAUUCUGUUUCAGAUUCAAUUUCUCAGUCUAUCGUCUUCAUGGAGAAUGCGCUUGAUGUAUGGAAAGAUUUGAAAGAAAGGUUUUCUCAGGGUGACCUCAUUCGUAUUUCUGAGCUGCAGCAAGAAAUAUAUAAUCUCAAUAAAGAAACCAAAUCGGUAACUGAUUUUUUUUCUGAUUUUAAAAUUCUUUGGGAAGAAUUAGAUUUGUAUUUGCCUUUACCAACUUUUAAGUCUCCAAUCUUGUUAAUGGAUCCUUUGCCUAAUAUGAAUAAUAUAUUCUCCAUGGUUAUCCAACAUGAGCGACAAAUUCAGCUCCCUAUUCCCAAUGAUGAGUCUCAAACACCGAUUAAUGCUGCUGAUUCCAAGAAGUUUAGGGUAAGAAACAAUACAUUCAAGCAUGGUGCUCGUGUUUGCACAUUCUGUGGCAAGACUAAUCACACUGUGGAAAACUGCUUCAAGAAACAUGGUGCACCACCUCAUAUGCAGAAGCAGUUUCAGAAUUCAGCUAACAAUGUGGCAUCAUAUGGAAAUGAUGAUGGAUCUUCCUCUAGUGGUGCUAACAUAAAAAGUGACAAUUCACCUAUGACUCAAGGUCAAUUCAGUGCUUUAAUGGAUCUAAUUCAGAAAUCAAGCAUUGGCCAAUCCUCAGGACAUGCUUCUUCCAACCAAGUUGUUGUUGGUCAUCCAUCAACAGGUAACACAUAUCAUUGCAUGCAUAGUAGUAGUAGUGGUUCUUGGAUCAUUGAUUCAGGAGCUAUUGAUCACAUAUGUAGUUUUGUCCAAUGGUUUCGUUCAUAUAGGAAAAUUAUUCCCAUCAAUGACAAAAUCAUCAUGAAGAUGACUGGUUCUGCUGAGCAUAAAGAUGGAUUACAAAGAAAGCUUUCUUAUACUAUUAGUAAUAAUAGAGCUGCUCACCCUUAUGACUUGAUCCAUUUUGACAUUUGGGAACCUCUUACUGUUCAAUCUUUACAUGGUCAUUCAUAUUUUUUAACUGCUGUUGAUGACUGUAGCAGAUACACAUGGAUAACAUUAAUGAAAGCCAAAUCUGAAGCUAGACAGCAUGUUAUAAACUUUGUUAGUCUCAUAGAAAAUCAACAUAAGCUUCAUGUCAAAAUUAUCAGAACUGAUAAUGGUCCUGAAUUUAGCAUCCCUGAAUUUUAUGCAUAUAAGGGAAUCAUUCAUUAA
Lathyrus oleraceus (garden pea) is the source of this 1458-nucleotide messenger RNA. RefSeq lists its product as uncharacterized. The transcript is spliced from 4 exons. Lineage: Eukaryota; Viridiplantae; Streptophyta; Magnoliopsida; Fabales; Fabaceae. The record is from RefSeq and is a predicted model, not a curated record. Gene Ontology annotation, biological process: DNA integration. Gene Ontology annotation, molecular function: nucleic acid binding. The coding region runs from base 1 to 1458 and encodes 485 amino acids.